Pongo pygmaeus (Bornean orangutan) is the source of this 1380-nucleotide messenger RNA. RefSeq names its product cytochrome P450 4F2-like. Lineage: Eukaryota; Metazoa; Chordata; Mammalia; Primates; Hominidae. Gene Ontology annotation, molecular function: iron ion binding; heme binding; monooxygenase activity. The transcript has 12 exons. Gene Ontology annotation, biological process: arachidonate metabolic process; phylloquinone catabolic process; menaquinone catabolic process. The record is from RefSeq and is a predicted model, not a curated record.
GGCAUGAGAGUUCUGACUCAGCUGGUGGCCACCUACCCCCAGGGCUUUAAGAUCUGGAUGAACCCCAUCACUCCCAUCAUCAGGUUGUGCCACCCCAACAUCAUCCGGUCUGUCAUCAAUGCCUCAGUCACCAUUGCACCAAAAGACGAGGCCUUCUACAAGUUCCUGAAGCCCUGGCUGGGGGAUGGGCUCCUGGUAAAUGCCAGUGACAAAUGGAGCCGCCACCAUUGGAUGCUGAUGCUCGCCUUCCAUUUCAACAUCCUGAAGCCCCAUAUGAAGAUUUUCACUGACAGUGUGAAUAUCAUGCAUGCCAAGUGGCAGCUCCUGGCCUCAGAAGACGGUGCCCAUCUGGACAUGUUUGAGCACAUCAGCCUUGUGACCUUGGACAGUCUGCAGAAAUGUGUCUUCAGCUUUGACAGUCAUUGUCAGAAGAAGCCCAGUCAAUAUAUUGCCACCAUCUUGGAGCUCAGUUCCCUGGUGGCAAAAAGAAACCGGAAUAUCCUCCUGCACAUGGACUUUCUGUAUUAUCUCAACCCCAGUGGAUGGCGCUUCCGCAGGGCCUGCUGCCUGGUGCAUGACUUCACAGAAGCCAUCAUCCAGGAGCAGCGCCACACCCUUACUAGCCAGGGAGUUGAUUAUUUCCACCAAGUAAAGGCCAAGUCCAAGACUUUGGACUUCAUUGAUGUGCUCCUGCUGAGCAAGGAUGAAGAUUGGAAGGAGUUGUCUGAUGAGGAAAUAAGAGCAGAAGCUGACAACUUCAUGUUUGAGGGUCAGGACACCACGGCCAGUGGCCUCUCCUGGGUCCUAUACAACCUUGCAAGGCACCCAGAAUACCAGGAGCACUGCUGGCAGGAGGUGCAAAAGCUUCUGAAGGACCACGAGCCUAAAGAGAUUGAAUGAUGAGGAUGGGAUGACUUGGCCCAGCUGCCCUUCCUGACCAUGAGCUUCAAGGAGAGCCUGCGGCUGCAUCCCCCAGCCCCGGUCAUCUCCCGACGCUGCACCCAGGACAUUGUGCUCCCAGACGGCCGAGUCAUCCCCAAAGGUGUUGUCUGUCUCAUCAGUAUUUUUGAAACUCACCACAACCCAACUGUGUGGCCGAAUCCUGAGGUCUAUGACCCCUUCCGCUUCGACCCAGAGAAUAGCAAGGAGAGGUCACCUCUGGCUUUUAUUACCUUCUCAGCAGGUCCCUUCCCCCGCACCAGGAACUGCAUUGCGCAGGCGUUUGCAAUGGCUGAGAUGAAGGUGGUCCUGGCACUCACGCUGCUGUGCUUCCGUGUCUGUCCGGACCACACGGAGCCCUGCAGGAAGCCGGAGGUCAUCAUGUAUGCAGAGGGCGGACUUUGGCUGUGGGUGGAGCCCCUGAGCGUGGACCCACAGUGA